UGGUGACAGAAUUUAUGGAAUAAUUUUUAUUUAUCUUGGAAGAGAAAAAUUCCAUCAAAAAAUGUUUUUGUGAAAAUUUACAAGAAAACGGUACAUUUGCGUUUUCCUUGUUUUAAAAGUAACAAUAAAAAGAGGUACUUAUACUGAUUCUUUUGUUUAAUAAUGUGGAAAUGUAUUGCUGGGACAAUAAUUGUAGGUUCCGUUGCAUACACUUUAAUUAAAUAUUUUGCUGGAGGAGUCUGCCAUUGCACCACAAGGUUAGAUGGUCUUGUCAUUGUAAUAACCGGAGCAAGUUCAGGUAUAGGAAAGGCGCUUGCAUUAGAAUUAGCUCAAAGAGGUGCUACACUCGUGCUUGCUUGUAGAGAUGUGGAAAAAGGAUUAAAUGCAAAAACGUACAUUCUCUCGCAGCUCAAAAAUAAGAAUAUAAAAAUUUUUGUUAAGCAUUUGGAUUUGUGCAACAUUUCUAGCAUUGUCAAGUUUUCAGAUACUCUGAAUAAUGAGUUUAGUGAAAUAUACGGUUUGGUAAACAAUGCAGGAGUUUUUUAUCACCCACAAGGUUUAACAAAGGAUGGGUAUGAGAUCACUCUGCAAACAAAUUAUUUAGGCCAUUUUAUUCUAACUCACCAUUUGCUUAAUUUACUUAAGAAAUCCGUGCAUGCACGUAUUAUUAACCUUUCAUCCGAGGCACACAGAAAUGUGAAUAUCUAUGAUUUGAAAGCAGUAACUAAAUGUCAGAAUGAAUUUAGGUCACACUUUGUCGCAUAUGGUGUGUCAAAACUUGCACUAGUUCUUUUCACAAAGGAACUGUCAAAAAAAUUGUCAAAUACAAACGUUAUAGUGAAUUCUGCUAAUCCCGGAAACGUCGAGACCAAAAUUUUUCGGAACUUUCCACCUUUGAGUAAUCCCUGGUUGUACGCUCUCCAGUGGCCAAUCCGUUGCCUUGUAGUGAAGAGUCCAAAGCAAGGGGCACAAACGGUUUUGCAUUGCCUCCUAACGUCAAAUAGAUCGACGGGGCAGUACUACAGCGAUUGCAAACUCGUUCUUCCCAGUCCUAUUGCAGCGAAUGAUAAAAUCGCAAAAGAGUACUACGAGUUAACAUUAGAGAUCCUCUCCGAUUGGUUCACUACGGAAUCUGAGUGUUAGUAGAAGUAAAAUGGUCAC
Anoplophora glabripennis (Asian longhorned beetle) is the source of this 1161-nucleotide messenger RNA. RefSeq names its product retinol dehydrogenase 12. The record is from RefSeq and is a predicted model, not a curated record. The coding region runs from base 163 to 1143 and encodes 326 amino acids. The transcript is spliced from 5 exons. NCBI's taxonomy places the organism in Eukaryota, Metazoa, Arthropoda, Insecta, Coleoptera, Cerambycidae.